AUACCGACAUAUCAGCUACUUCAUCGCCAUCGCUUCGGUACAAGAGGAUACUUUACACGUCGCCCACAGGGCUGACCGCUCACAAACGGCUGCCCCAAGCUCCACUACUAGGCUGUCACUUGGGUAGCUCACAGCUAUUACAGCUACAGCGACAACUACUCUCACACAGCGUCGACAACACCGAGAGCGGCACAUCCGGAAUCUCUCUAAAGCCAUGAACUUUGUUACAUUCAACCAGGAUCACAGCCACCUGGGCGUUGGCACCACAAAUGGGUACCGCAUAUACACAACCGACCCGUUUAACAAGCAGUCCGAGUCGCGCGAAGGAGAUGUUUCCAGCCUUGAGAUGCUUUUCUCGACGUCGCUGGUUGCGCUAACAUUGUCGCCCCGAGUGCUUCGGAUACAAAACACAAAGAGACACUCCACGAUAUGCGAAAUGACCUUUAGGACGGCUAUCCUCGCUAUGCGCAUGAACAGGAAGCGCCUGGUUGUCGUCCUGGAAUCAGAGCUUUACAUCUACGACAUAAGCAACAUGCAGAUGCUCAAGACCGAGAAGACGUCACCAAAUCCCAACGCUAUAUGCGCCCUCUCUGCGUCGUCAGAAAACAACUAUCUCGUGUUCCCACUGCCCACCAAAGCCGCACCUGCAACCUUCCAACCACCCUCGCAUGCGCCGCCAAAGACUGAUCACAUCGCGCCAACAAGUGGAGAGGUAUUGAUAUAUGAUGCGACCAAGAUGGAAGCAGUCAACGUCAUAGAAGCGCACAACUCUCCGCUGUCGUGCAUUGCCCUCAACAGCGAUGGUACCCUGCUUGCGACAGCAUCGGAAAAGGGCACUAUUGUUCGCGUGUUCUCGAUUCCAGAUGCGCAGAAACUAUACCAGUUCAGGAGAGGCUCUAUACCAGCGAGGAUAUACAGCAUGUCGUUCAACUCGGCCUCAACACUACUGAGCGUCUCCUCGGCAACGGAGACGGUGCACAUCUUCCGUCUGGGUGCGCCCAAUAGCAGGAGUAAUAGCGUGUCUUCGGGACCUACGCGGCCGGGGGGUUCUGCCCAUCAGCGAAAUAGUAGUCUAGCAAGCGAAGAGGCAUCUGACGAAUUCGGUGCUAGUACAGCAGACAUGGCGCCUCCAGAACGGAAAGCAAUCAACCCCACUUUGGGAAGCUUGAUACGCCGCACAUCCCAAACGGUCGGAAAGUCAUUCGCUGCUACCGUGGGAGGGUACCUGCCCAACGCAGUAGCGGAGAUUUGGGAACCGUCGCGCGACUUUGCUUGGGUCAAGAUACCACGCUCACCCAACAGCUCGUCGUCGGGCCCAGUAAGGAAUGUGGUUGCGCUUAACAACAAUGGGCCUCAGAUCAUGGUUGUCACUAGCGAGGGCAACUACUACGUCUUUAAUGUCGACCUCGAAAAGGGAGGCGAGGGCACCCUGUAUAAGCAAUACUCUCUUCUCGAACCGAACGAACUUGCCGCAAGCAACUCCCACGACCUACCGGAAUAGGCUUCCCGCUUUAUGGAUUUUCUGAUCUGAUUUGUGAAUGUGCUUGUGGCGUCUUGGUGCAUUGCCUCUGGCGUUUGGUGGUCUCGUAUUAUUCCCCGUGGACUGGCGUAUCCUUGUGUUUGGUAGUGCCAUAGCCCACACUGACGUACUGGCGAAUACCUUACAGCUUUGUUGUACAGCAAUACAUGUGUUCCUGUUUGUGCG
Messenger RNA from Bipolaris maydis ATCC 48331, 1705 nucleotides. RefSeq names its product WD40-repeat-containing domain protein. Gene Ontology annotation, biological process: protein lipidation; nucleophagy; protein localization to phagophore assembly site. Gene Ontology annotation, molecular function: phosphatidylinositol-3,5-bisphosphate binding; protein binding; phosphatidylinositol-3-phosphate binding. Gene Ontology annotation, cellular component: cytosol; extrinsic component of membrane; phagophore assembly site membrane. NCBI's taxonomy places the organism in Eukaryota, Fungi, Ascomycota, Dothideomycetes, Pleosporales, Pleosporaceae. The record is from RefSeq and is a predicted model, not a curated record.